AAAAAAACAAAACAACAUUGGCAUCUGGAUUUCCAAAUAAUUACUAAAUAAGACUUGAUAAUGGCUCUAAUCUAAGCCAACACCUCAUCCUUAAAAAUAAAAAAUAAGAAUGUCUUCUCCAGAAAUAUCAAAUGUUAAAGGAGAAGAAGCUGUUGUAACUAUUAAAGAAGAACCUACAUUCGAAGAAAAUUCUGAGACAGAUUGUGUGGUGCCACUUAUCAAGGAAGAAGAGCUCAUUUUAGAUGGAAGCUCACCUGAAGGCAUUGAUAAUUUUAUGGACAUUAAACAGGAAGAACAUUGUAUAACAGAUGGGACGUCACUUACAAAUAAUUUUCAAGUGGACAUUGGUGACGAUGAAGGUAACUCUAUAUUUUCAUGUUACCAUUGCGGAGGACUGUUUAGUAACCGAGAGGUUUUAAAACUUCACAUAAAAGUGAUCCACAUCAAGCAUUUAAAAGUCCAUCCUAAAACCAAAUGUAAUAAAACUGAAAUACCCUCGCCUACAUGCUGCAACAACUUUAUUGUUGUACAAAAGCACGAAGUGGAGGAAUUGUAUAAAAAUGUUAUCAACUAUUACAAAACACGUAGAUUGUCCAAAUUAAGGAAGGGAAAAUCGUCAAAGCCAAAGCUUAAGCCCUACGAAUGUUCAAAAUGUGAAUACAAAAGUGCUUCUAGUGGAAAUUUAAAAAUCCAUAUGCGUCAUCAUACGAAAGCUAAACCUUUCCAUUGCUCUAUCUGUAAUUAUAAGACUGCUUAUGCUUGUAGCUUGAAGACCCAUCUGAUUCGACACUCGAAAUUGAGGCCUUAUCAGUGUGAACAAUGUAAUUACCGAAGUGCUUGCCCUAGUAAUCUGAAGCAGCACAUGGUGUGCCAUUCAAAGGCCAAACCAUAUUGUUGCCCCCUCUGUGAUUACAGAACCGCCUACACUUGUUCACUGAAGAUACAUAUGUUACGGCAUUCAGAGAUGAAGCCUUACCAAUGUCCUAAGUGUGAGUACAGAAGCUAUUGUUCUGGUAAUGUAAGGCAGCAUAUGGCAAGGCAUACAAAAAUGAAACCUUUCAAAUGUUCACAAUGCGAUUACAAAAGUGCUUACCGCAGCAAUCUGAAGCAACACACCUUAUGCCAUUCAAAGGAGAAGCCACACCAGUGUACAAAAUGUGAAUAUAAAACUGCGGACAUAGCGAACUACAGGAGGCAUGUCUUACAUCAUUCAAAGGACAGGCCAUAUCCUUGCCUGUUGUGUAAUUACAGUGCGGUUAGAACCAGCACAUUGAGAAUGCACAUGUUGCUUCAUACGAAAGAGAAGCCGUUUGAAUGUCCAGACUGUGAUUUCAAAACUGCAUUUUCUGGUAACCUCAAAUGUCAUAUGCUUCGACACAAGGAAGAGAAACCGUAUAAAUGCUUAAGUUGUAACUACCAGAGCAACCAUAUCAGUAAUCUCAGACGGCACAUUCGGUACAGGCAUACAAAGGAAAAACGUCAUCCCUGUCCGCAUUGUCUUUAUAAAGCAGUAACUGCAAGUGAUUUAAAGAAACAUGUUGUUUUACAUCAAAGAUGACUUUUUAUUUUAUGUCAGAUUACAUUAUUUGUAAAUAUGAAGAUAUAUUUUUGUUGUU
Messenger RNA from Nezara viridula (southern green stink bug), 1616 nucleotides. The record is from the annotation of a GenBank genome assembly. NCBI's taxonomy places the organism in Eukaryota, Metazoa, Arthropoda, Insecta, Hemiptera, Pentatomidae.